AUGAUCCAUCCGAGAUGUUCCAGGAAUUUGACCGUAAAAGGUCACAAGAUCAUCUACGUAGCCUGCAAUCAAGAUCCUUCAAGAUCUUUGAAGACCCAGUAUGGAUUUGUGAAAAGAUUUCGGAAGGAGAAUGAGUCACUCAAGACAAAUAAAUCAUUCCCUGCAACACAGCAUGUGAACAGAGGAGCUUGUGUAGAAAUAUCUACAUUAGAGUUUACUUUGAGACCAUUUAGUUUGAAAACUAUGCUAAAUGAUAAACAGAUGAAAGAGAUAAGUCAAGAAUGUGAGGCCAUAUGGCCAAGAAAAGACCGCCAUUUACCCGUCUUCAAACUCAUAUUACCAGUCAGAAUGCCUUCUGCUCAGAAAAUCAUGAAAAAGCUUGUCACGAAGUACAAAAUUGUACAGUACAAAAUCAGUCAGUCGGUCUGGGAGGUUAUUAAAGCAACAGUGGACAGUUCCAUGUUCCACGGAGUACAGGUCAAAACUGACUUGGCUGCAGGGAAGGUCUACCUGGUUGGCAAGUCCAAGAAAGUAACAGAGAUGAAACCAAAUUUAAGAAACCUGUUAAAAAAAAACACAAGAGCAAUUAAAAAAAAGAAUCAAAGAUUGACUGUGGUUGUACCCAUGUCCCCGGCCCACUAUCGGGUUAUGUAUAGGAGCGGCCUAGAGAAUAAGAUGGCGGAGACGUUCCCAGAGCUGAAGAUUGAUUAUAAUGCAGAAGCAAGUGAGAUUCAGAUAUCAGGGCUGGGAUCGGAGGUUCUCACUGCCAAAUGUAAGAUAGACAACAUACAGCAACAAAUGAAAACAAAAUCUCUCCAGCUGAAUCGCCACCUUGUCCAGUUCCUGAUGUUGUCCGAUGGAAAGCUGGGCAGUCGCCUUUUUGUACCUCACAGCAUUAAUGCAUUGCUGGAAAUAGAUGACAAUGCUGUUAAACUUAUUGCUUACUCAGAGGAAGCCUUGAAAAAAGCAGAAGAGCAAAUUAAAGAUAAAAUAAUGUGUAGACGUAUCAUUGUUAAAGGGAAGAGUCUCCUUGAAAGUCCUGAAUGGAAAAGUCUAUUCUCACAGUUGAACGCAGAGAUAUGCAGAGUUCAAAUACUGGAAUUUCCUUCUAUAGCCAUGAAUGAUGUGGUCAUCAGUGGCCUAACAUCAAAUGUAAAAAAGUGCCACCAAAAAGUUAGUGAAUUUCUAAGGAAUAACAUCAGGAUACGAACAGAUCAUACAGUUGAGUCAAGGGUAAUGAUGAAGUUCCUUGAGGACAGAAGGAGGGACAUUUGGGGGAAGAUAGAUAAAAAAGUAGAUGUGACGGAGAACGGGGACAGGAUGUGCUUGUCAGGCCCAAGGGUUCACGUUCAAGAGGCAGCGUUGCUCAUCAAGAACUUUCUGUCCUCACUUCAUUGUGAUACCCUGUGCAUCGAUAAACCAGGAGCCAAAAAAUUUUGCAUGACCAAUGAAAAAGUUCUAGUCGCAUUUGCAAAGGAAUUGAACUGUGCAAUACAUUUAGAGGAGACUUGUAGAAAAGACUCUGUACUCGGUGACCCCAGAUUCCAAGUGAAACUUCCAAAAGGGUUGACCAUCGCCAUAUACAAAGAUGACCUGUGCCGUCACAAAGUAGAUGUCAUUGUCAAUGCAGCCAAUGAACAUCUACAACACUUUGGUGGCUUGGCAAAAGCCAUUCUAAAUGCAGCUGGACUUAAACUUCGAAAGGACUGUGACAGGAUCAUCAAGACCAAUGGUAGACUGUCCCCUGGAGACUCAGUAAUCACUGAUGCUGGCAACUUGCCGUGUAAACAGGUCAUACAUACCGUCGGCCCCCGAUGGUCAGCGAGUUCACAUUCAAGUUGUGAGCAUCUUUUACAGAAGGCCAUCACCACUAGCUUGCAGCUGGCAUCGAAGAACAAUCAUUGUUCAAUAGCAAUCCCAGCAGUCAGCUCUCGCAUUUUUGCUUUCCCACUGAAGUCAUGCAUUAAGAAUAUAAUGGAAGCACUACAUGUCUAUGUGGAGAGCCAACAGACCACUCUUCAGAGAAUACAUCUGGUGGACAUGAAUGAGGAAACCGUUAAAGAAUUCUGUGAAGCUACUAAAGUCAAAUUUGGUAACCAACCUAAUGCUGUUCCACCUAAAGCAUCAGAGAUCCAACAUGACGUUAAAAUAAAGGAUGAUGAGAAGCCCCGGGUACAAGUAAUAGCAGGCAAUGAGAAUGCAGUGAUGACCAAGGAAGGGAUUGUCAUCAAACUGCUUCAGAAGAAAAUUGAAGACUGUACGGCAUUCUCAAGCCAACUGGCAAAGUACUCUGAAGCUACUACCAACGAGACUACCAACCAAAAACCAGCUGGGACAGAAUCAACUUUCUUUGGAGCAGUGACAACUCCGUCACCAGAUGUUCAUGAAAUGACAGUUGGAUCUGUCACUUAUCAGGUGAAGAUUGGAGAUAUAACCACAGAGGAUGCAGAAAUGAUUGUCAAUUCUUCCAACAGCAGUUUUACCCGGCGUGAAGGUGUUUCUCAGGCCAUCCUUGAAGCUGCUGGAACAGAGGUUGAAGAGUCUGCCAGAAAACUUGGUGCCAAGCCUAACAAGGGACAUGUCAUCACUCCGGCUGGAAACCUCAAACAUUGUAAAUGGAUUCUCCAUGUAGCCGGCGCGAACCAGCCAGCAAUCAUCAAGAGACUUGUCCUGGAAGCCCUGCAGGAGUGUGAGGAGCAUCAGGCCACCUCCGUGGCUUUCCCCGCUUUAGGAACCGGUGCAGCCAGAAUAAAGGCCUCAGCAGCAGCUGAUUCAGUCUUUGAUGCCGUGGUGGAUUUCACCAAGUCAAAGCCGGUCAGCUCUCUUAAGACCGUGAAAGUGGUUCUACUCCAGGGAACUGUGAUGAAAGAUUUCUGUGAGAGUAUGAAGAUGCGACAUGAGACCACUCCGCCCCAACCCCAACCCAUCUACCCAGGGCAGACCGAUUUAUAUUUCUAUCUUGCAGCUUUCUUUGGGGAAGUGACAACCCCAUCACAUGGUGUUCAUGAAAUGACAGUUGGAUCUGUCACUUAUCAGGUGAAGAUUGGAGAUAUAACCAAAGAGGAUGCAGAAAUGAUUGUCAAUUCUUCCAACAGCAGUUUUACCCGGCGUGCAGGUGUUUCACAGGCCAUCCUUGAAGCUGCUGGAACAGAGGUUGAAGAGUCUGCCAGAAAACUUGGUGCCAAGCCUAACAAGGGACAUGUCAUCACUCUGGCUGGAAACCUCAAACAUUGUAAAUGGAUUCUCCAUGUGGCCGAUGCAAACCAGCCAGCAACCAUCAAGAGACUUGUCCUGGAAGCCCUGCAGGAGUGUGAGGAGCAUCAGGCCACCUCCGUGGCUUUCCCCGCUUUAGGAACCGGUGCAGCCAGAAUAAAGGCCUCAGCAGCAGCGGAUUCAGUCCUUGAUGCCGUGGUGGAUUUCACCAAGUCAAAGCUGGCCCGCUCUCUUAAGACCGUGAAAGUGGUUCUACUCCAGAAAACUGUGCUGAAAGAUUUCCAUGAGAGUAUGAAAAAGAGAUAUGAAACCGUUCCACCCCAACCCGAACCCAUCUACCCGGGGCAGACUGGUGAGUUGAGUGCAGCCAGAAUAAAGGCCUCAGCAGCAGCGGAUUCAGUCCUUGAUGCCGUGGUGGAUUUCACCAAGUCAAAGCUGGCCCGCUCUCUUAAGACCGUGAAAGUGGUUCUACUCCAGAAAACUGUGCUGAAAGAUUUCCAUGAGAGUAUGAAAAAGAGAUAUGAAACCGUUCCACCCCAACCCGAACCCAUCUACCCGGGGCAGACUGUUGUAGAAAGUGGAAUGGAAGUAGAGAAGCCAGUGGAACAAGAAGUAGGGAAGCCAGUUCCGAAGUUGAGCUCCUUUCAUAUGGUAAUUGGCGUUGAGCCUGUGAUAUUCAGCCUGUGCGCCAAUGAAAAGGAGAAUCUGAACAAAACCAAGACAUGGCUACAAGAGUUCAUAAAAUCUGCACAGACAGAGAAGGUGAUCACUGAAGAAUGUGUCGUUGAAAUAGAAGAAGCUGAUAAGCAGAAAAUAUUCGACCUCCAGAAAACGUUCCAGGUCUCAGUCACUUACAAACCACCCGACCCCUCCAUCCAGAUUGUGGGCCUUACCCAAGAUGUCAUGUCUGUGUCCGAGGAAAUUACAGUUAUUCUAAACCGAAUUAAAGAAAAUAAAAACAGAGCGCGGGCAGCUGAGAAAGAAAAAGAAUUAAAAAAACGGGCAGCUGAGAAAGAAAGAGAAAUCAGAGGGCAGGCAGCUGCGAAAGAAAAAGAAUUCCAAGAGCGGACAGCUGAGAAAGAAAGAGAAUUCCGAGAGCGGACAGCUGAGAAAGAAAAAGAAUUCCGAGAGCGGGCAGCUGCGAAAGAAAGAGAAUUCCGAGAGCAGGCAGCUGCGAAAGAAAGAGAAUUUAGAGAGCAGGCAGCUGAGAAAGAAAAAGAAAUCAGAGAGCGGGCAGCUGAGGAAGAAAGAGAGCGUGCAGCUGAGAAAGAAAAAGAAUUCCGUGAGCGGGCAGCUGAGAAAGAAAAAGAAAUCAGAGAGCGGGCAGCUGAGGAAGAAAGAGAGCGUGCAGCUGAGAAAGAAAAAGAAUUCCGUGAGCGGGCAGCUGAGAAAGAAAAAGAAAUCAGAGAGCGGGCAGCUGAGGAAGAAAGAGAGCGGGCAGCUGAUAAAGAAAGAGAAUUCCGUGAGCGGGCAGCUGAGAAAGAAAAAGAAAUCAGAGAGCGGGCAGCUGAGGAAGAAAGAGAGCGGGCAGCUGAGAAAGAAAGAGAAUUCCGUGAGCGGGCAGCUGAGAAAGAAAGAGAAUUCCGUGAGCGGGCAGCUGAGAAAGAAAGAGAAUUCCGUGAGCGGGCAGCUGAGAAAGAAAAAGAAAUCAGAGAGCGGGCAGCUGAGAAAGAAAGAGAAUUCACAUUGCGGGCAGCUGAGAAAGAAAGAGAAAUCAGAGAGCGGGCAGCUGAGCUCCUCGGUAAGGUGGUGGAAUGGAGAUACGAACUUAAGGACAAUAUGGUUCCCUUCAAUAAGACAACAAACUUGGAUCUGGAGGAGGCAAAAAAUGGAAAUAAAAGCCAAAUCACCAUCGAGAGCCAAGGAAACCCAAUCACAGUCAACUUACAUAAGGAAACUGCCACAGACAGGCAGGGAAACCAAAUCCGGAUCCAACGUGUCAUUAAAAAUGAAGAGGAUUAUCUCCAGGUACCUCUGUGCUGGAAACCAAUGGAUAAUGCUCUAGUGAUGGAGGUGGAGGUCCCAUCUGGAAGUCCUGAAUAUUUAGAGGUUGAGCAGAAGUUCCGGAAAAGCUGCUAUACCAAAAUUCUGAAGAUUCUACGUGUACAGAACAGGAACCUCUGGCUGAACUACCAGAUAAAGAAGCAUCAAAUGGACACCAAGAACGGCUCCACCAACAACGAGAUGACGCUCUUCCAUGGAACUGACCCCAACUCCAUCCAGCAUAUUAACCAUCAUGGAUUCAACCGGAACUAUGCAGGGAGAAACGCUGCAGUUUAUGGAAAUGGGACUUACUUUGCAGUAAAAGCAGAUUACUCCUCAAACAACACCUAUUCCAAGCCUGAUGUAGGUGGACAGAAGCACAUGUACCUGGCUCGUGUUCUCACCGGGGUCUACAGCCCUGGGGCACAGGGGAUGGCGGCUCCUCCAGCUAAAAAUCCAGCCAAUCCCACUGACCUGUAUGACAGCGUCACUAAUAGCAUAACAUACCCUACAAUGUUCAUCAUAUUCAAUGACAUCCAGGCCUACCCGGAGUACCACAUCAUCUUCUAGUAAUGAUCUUCUCUCUACAAAUCUCUGAAAUUUCCUGUUUUAAGGAGUCUUAUCUUUUCUUUCUAAGCCUGUGAUACACUGUCAAGGACGCAAGACCACAGCGACUA
Messenger RNA from Rana temporaria (common frog), 5873 nucleotides. Its product is annotated as protein mono-ADP-ribosyltransferase PARP14-like. Lineage: Eukaryota; Metazoa; Chordata; Amphibia; Anura; Ranidae. Gene Ontology annotation, biological process: negative regulation of gene expression. The transcript is spliced from 16 exons. Gene Ontology annotation, cellular component: nucleus; cytoplasm. Gene Ontology annotation, molecular function: transcription corepressor activity; NAD+ poly-ADP-ribosyltransferase activity. The record is from RefSeq and is a predicted model, not a curated record. Bases 1 to 5766 code for a protein of 1921 amino acids.